UUCGGCUUCUCCUUUGGCGACUUUAUAGCGGGCAUUGGCCUCGUGAGAGAUCUUGUCACAGCUCUACAAGAUGGCGGUGGAGCCAAACUGCAAUACAGACGUCUUAUCACCAAGCUAAUGAAUCUCGAACGCGCAUUGACUAAAGUCCGAUUCCUCAAAGUCGACGACUAUCAUGUUUCACAGAAGAUCGCAUUAGAGCAAAUAACAAUGCAAUGUCAAGAGAGUAUAGAGGAUUUCUUGAGGCGAAAUGCGAAGUUCAACACGACGCUCGGUGCCCAGACGACUUUCUCAAAGUGGAGUUGGCGAGCCAAUUUACAUAAGAUACAAUGGGCUAUGUGCCAAGAAGAUGCUAUUGACAAGUUGAAGGCUAAGAUAACGGGACACACUUUGACCAUAAAUACUCUAUUGGCGACAAUACACUUGUGA
Molecule: messenger RNA, 426 nt
Organism: Mollisia scopiformis
Lineage: Eukaryota; Fungi; Ascomycota; Leotiomycetes; Helotiales; Mollisiaceae
Exons: 1
Source: RefSeq, a predicted model, not a curated record